CGCUAAAUAGCAGAAAUGUCCGGCACCAUUUGACGGGUUGUGGCAGAGCACACCACCGCUAGUGGAAACUCCAAAAUAAAGGCAACUGUAUGUGAAGCUUAAACUGAAACUUUAAACAAUGACCGCACAACUGGAAAACGUCGGAGUGUACCUGGCCCGAAGCAGCCCCGUCCUGAGCGAGCACCGCUACCUCUCCAGCGUCACCGACUCCUCCAUGCUCUGUAUUGUGGAGUCAGAUGGCAGCCACUCCAUUAGCUGUCACACCUUGUUCCAGACUUGGCAACCUUAUUUACCGGACAAUUGCCUGAAAUUCGGCGGUGCGAGUAAGUUGUCUCAGAACUCCGAGACCACGUCGCCCCUCGCACGGAUGCCAACCGACUUUAUACCCAGUAGAGGCUCCAUAGGGAGCCAGCAGCUGUUCAGUGUUAGCAAAACUGCUCAGGACCUUAUCAAUGACUACUUGGAACAAGAAACAAACCCUUGUCGCUCAGUCACAGUACACCCUAAGAGAAAAAUAAAGGUUAACCAAGAGUCACAAUCUAAUAUUGAUGCUACCCCCAGUUCACAUAAAAGCAGUACACAUGCCCAGAUUAUUGACUGUACAGCCAUUGGUAAUAUUAGUGAAAGUACGGGAGUCGACGCCGUAACAAUAUCUUCCACCGAUCACUUCCGUGUCACGGCGAGUACAUCUCAAAACGAGGCUUCGAAAAAUCGAGGACAUGUUAAAUCCAAGGUCACUGCUAGGUCGGCCAAGUCCAUCACUCACCGCCACCAGAGCAGGAGCUACGUCCGCCGGUGCCACGCGCAUACGUGGGCCUCCAGGUCCCAGCCGGUCCUCGACCAAUCUGACUCCACGGGCUGUCCAUCCUUAGACGUCACUGCGGCCGCAAAGUCACUGGGCGAAGCGUUGGCAGCGAAACUACAAGCACUAUUAUAUUCAGGCACUUCCAAUCGUAAGUGCAAUUGUGAGUGCGACUGUCAGUCCAGUGUGGGCAAAGAAUGCGGAACAAAGUGCCAAGACCCUCUAUGCAAAAAUAAAUCAAUGAGUGAUAAGCAAAACGAUAACAAUAGCUCCCCAGGUGCAUUGUGCUACAAAUCUGUGGCACAAAAAUCUUAUUUUAACGAAGAUGUCACUAGUACUGUGAAUAAAAAUAUUUCCAAUGCUCAAGAUCAUCCACUUUGCAAGCCGCCCUGCAUAGGGUUACUUUGUGGCGAACGUUACAAAUGUAACGAGCAACUGAAUAAAAACACUCCUAUGGAAGUUAACAUUUCCGAGGCUCCCAGCCCUGCAGAAACACAAACACCGCCCCUUGUACCGCCAUUAUUAAAAGACUACUGCACAGAUUCUGAGAAUUGCAGAGUCAAGACACGGGUGUUACAAGCCCGAGAUGCGAGUCCAGCGACCAUUGUACUGAAGGGCCCGUGGCCCGGGCCCAGCAAGUGCAUAAACGAAUCCCUUGACCCACUAACCAGUUGCCCAGGUGCUCAAAUGAGUCCCGACAGGAUUCCAUCAAAGAAUGAAUCUAAUUGUGAUAAGCCCCUUUUCCCGAGUAAUCAGAACCCAGCUACAAGUGACACGUGCCCGUCCGGCCUGAGAUUUGGUGACCGAUCACAGGAAUCGCAGACCCGAUCGCUGGAAUCACACUACAAGCCCGUACAUCCAUACCCAUCCAAACAUUCAAGUCGAAAGGGAAUGUGUUUGAACUUCCGGCCAGUUGCACAGAAGACACUGAAUUAUUUCUCUAGACCAAAGUACCCUCCUAGACCGCAGAAGGUAAAUGACUACCCCUCCAAUCCACAGGAAGUAAGAGACUACCCUCACAGUUCGCAGGAGGUAGGAGACUACCUCACCAGUCCGCAGGAGUUGCAGCGCUACCAUGUGAACCAACAUUGCGAACCCCCGAUUCCUCAAGAUGGCAUCUCACGCCCACAAGGGACACAAGGCUGCCUCACCACGCCACGACGUGACCCUGAGUGUCCACAGGGUUAUUCCACUUGCGCUCAGCAUGGUGCCUCACGUCCACAAGGCUACGUCACCAUGCCAGGAUGCGACCCUGAGAGUCCACAGGGUUUUUCCUCUAGUGCUCAAGAUAGCGCCUCACGUCCACAAGGUAACCUCACCACUCCAGGAUGCGACCCUGAGUGUACACAGGGUUAUUCCACUUGCGCUCAAAAUGGCGCCUCACGUUCACAAGGGACACACGGCCACCUCACCUCUCCUGGAUGUAACCCUGAGUGUCCACGGGGUUAUUCCACUUGCGCUCAGCAUGGUGCCUCACGUCCACAAGGCUACGUUACCAUGCCAGGAUGCGACCCUGAGAGUCCACAGGGUUUUUCCUCUAGUGCUCAAGAUAGCGCCUCACGUCCACAAGGUAACCUCACCACUCCAGGAUGCGACCCUGAGUGCCCACAGGGUUAUUCCACUUGCGCUCAAAAUGGCGCCUCACGUUUACACGGGAUGCAGAGCUACCUCACCACUCCACGAUGCGACCCCGACUGUCCACAUCGCUGCCAAAAAUCAGUAGGCCCGCCAUACACAGAACGUGAUGUAAACAGGCCAGCAAUACUGUCCAGAUCAUUCGCUCAAACUGAAUACCCUUACGAAGAAAUUAAACCAGAAAAACGGGCAAAGAAGAAGAAAGUAUCAGGAAACCUAACCAAAAGGAAAGAAAUAGAACGAGGAACCGAUUAUCCGUGUGCUCAAGUCUGCCAGGAUGACAUGGCACCCAGCAGCAGCGCGUCAAGUUUGAAUUCUUCAGAAUGCGUCAGCUCUUUAAAAUCAGCUAAUUCGGCAAAACAACCUAAGGUAAAGCCACCAAAAAAAUCAAAAGCUUCUAAAGCUCCAAAAAAAUCAAAUCAAGCUACAUCAGUUAAAACCCCGUGUUCUAUUUGUCAGCAGAAACUAAAAUCUGCAAAAGUAAAGUCACCUAAAUCAGCAAAAGUUUCAAAACCAGCUAAAUCGGCUGAAUUCCCAUGUGGUGUAUGUCAGCAGAAGAUAAUGUCUUCCGACAGUUCAUCUAGUUUAGUAAUAUCAGCAACGUCGGUAGAAUCAACAAAACCAGCAAAAGUUUCAAACCCAUCAAAACCACCUAAAUCGGUUGAAUUUCCAUGUGGUAUCUGUCAGCAGAAAUUAAUGUCUUCCGAAAGUUCAAUUCAUUCAAUAUCAGCAACGUCGGCGAAUUCAUCAAAAGUAAAGUGUCCUCCAAUUAUUUCACCUGGAGACGCACCUAAACCUAUACGUAGAACCGUAGUCAAAUUAAAAGAUCCUGGCAGUUACAAGCCCGACCAAGAAGGAGUGAUCAGCGUAGAGCAAUACGAGAAAAAUAAAAGAAAGAAGAAGAAAACUAAGCAACUGUCCACAGAUAUGUGUUUGCCGAUCUGUCGCCAAGAUAAGAAAAAUAAGAAGGAACAAUAUCAAGUAGUUGACUGUGUCAAAGUGUCCAGAGCAGUUAAAGGUGCUAUCAUUAGAUGCAAGUGUGCGAUACCAGGUAAGAUACAUUGUAAAAUUGUUCUCACAUUGUUCUAUUAA
Cydia fagiglandana is the source of this 3529-nucleotide messenger RNA. RefSeq lists its product as uncharacterized. The coding region runs from base 119 to 3529 and encodes 1136 amino acids. NCBI's taxonomy places the organism in Eukaryota, Metazoa, Arthropoda, Insecta, Lepidoptera, Tortricidae. The transcript has 7 exons. The record is from RefSeq and is a predicted model, not a curated record.